Molecule: messenger RNA, 1721 nt
Organism: Scatophagus argus
Lineage: Eukaryota; Metazoa; Chordata; Actinopteri; Scatophagidae
Gene: prph2b
Product: peripherin 2b (retinal degeneration, slow)
Exons: 3
Coding region: 436-1467 (343 amino acids)
Biological process (GO): visual perception
Cellular component (GO): membrane
Source: RefSeq, a predicted model, not a curated record
UGAACUCUGAGUUGUGACAGGCUGCUUAACAUCAAACCAAUUAGCAGUAAGUCGGAGGAUUAGAGGCAGCAGCUGAUCUGCUGUUAAUGGGAUGACAGCUGAUCGGAGGUUUGGGAUGAUGAGUCGCAGCUCGCUCACAUUCACACUUUUUCUUCUACAGGAAAAUAUCAGCGUGGACGAACAGAGUGCUGAGCCAAUCUGACGGUUUGAUGGCAGACCCCUCUGCCCUCCCAGCACUAUGGACUGUCCUGACCUGCAGUUUGGCAUUAUGGGUCUGAAAGCAGGAGUUCUGACUGAGUCGCAUUCAGCUGCUUCUUUGCGGAAAGCUUUAAAACUCUGAAACUCUCACAGAUUCUCAAACUGUUUCUUACUGAUACCUGACGCUGACUGAUUGCUGAUUUCAGUUGAGUGUUUCAGUCACACUACAAGGUUAAAAUGCCUUUCAUGCCAGUGAAGUUCAACCUGCAGAAGCGGGUGAAGCUGGCUCAGGGUCUGUGGAUGCUCUAUUGGUUCUCGGUCAUCACGGGGAUUCUCAUCUUCAGCCUUGGAAUCUUCUUCAAGAUCGAGUUGAGGAAGAGAAGUGAAAUGAUGGACAACAACGAGAGCCAUUUAGUGCCCAACCUGCUGAUCUUGGUGGGCUUGUUGGCCUGCGGGGUUAACGCCUUCGGAGGAAAGGUGUGCCAUGACUCUCUGGAUCCGAUCAAGUUUGCUAAGUGGAAGCCGAUGUUGAAGUCAUACCUGCUGCUGUGCUGUGGCUUCAACGUGCUGCUGCUGGUGACGGCGAUACUCUGCUUCCUCAUGCAGUUUGCUGUGUACCUGACGCUGGCCGAGGGCCUGAAAAACAGUAUCAAGUUCUACAAGGACACAGACACACCAGGACGCUGCUUCAUGAAGAGGACACUGGACAUGACGCAGAUCGAGUUCCGCUGCUGCGGCAACAACAACUUCAGGGACUGGUUCGAGGUGCAAUGGAUCAGCAACCGCUACCUGGACAUGAGCAACGACGCCGUCAAAGAUCGUGUCCUCAGUAAUGUGGAGGGGAAGUACCUGAUGGACAGCGUCCCAUUCAGCUGCUGUAACCCCGGGUCACCUCGACCCUGCAUCCAGCAUCACCUGACUAAUAACUCCGCCCACUACGACUACGACCACCGCAUUGAGGAACUCAACAUCUGGACCCGGGGCUGCCGUGAAGCGCUGUUCUCCUACUUCAGUAGCAUGAUGAACAGCAUUGGAGUGCUCAUCUUUACAACCAUUAUCCUGGAGUCGGUGGACAUGGCAGGCUUAAAGUACCUCACCACAGCUCUGGAGACGAUGGAGGACCCGGAGAACCCGGAGUGUGAGAGUGAAGGUUGGCUGCUGGAGAAAGGCGUGAAGGAGACAUUCGGCGAGCUGCUCACCAAGCUGAAGACGCUGGGAAAGACCAAUCAGGUGGAGGAGGGCGAGGACGCACAGGGGCCAGCCACCUGAGGGCCCUGACCACCACAAAGGACUGAGGUCUCCCCCCUCCCCCACCUCCCUCUCUUCCAGAAAACAGGGCAUGAGAGAGGAGGAGUCUUCUCCACCGUUUGUACAUACACCAUCAUACAUGUGUUAAACCACUACACACAUUUACGUGCAUUCAAAGUGAACAAGUCAUUUAAACUUACUGUGAGUGUCAGUAUUUCCCAUUCUGUAAAUAUGAUGAACAGAUUUUAUUUUUAAACAGAAUGAAUAGAAUCCCG